CCGCGCCCGCCUCUAUGACUGGCGGCGGGCGCGGCCACGUGACGCUUUCAACCGCGCCGCGCGGGACCUGCGCCGGGAGGGAGCGAGGCCGCGGCGGGGCGCGCGGGCGAUCAGGACUCCCUCAUUCAUAGCUUGGGCCAAGCAGUCAUAGGAUGGACUGUCAACUCUCCUGCAGGCACUGAAGUGACUUCGUAAACACUGGCCGUGAGCCGAGGUCCUUGCACAGGCGAUACUUCUGCUCAGAGAAAAAGGUUUAGAGAGACAUGGAGCUUGAAAAAAUCAUUCGUGACACACUGACACACUUCAUCCAGUCCCACAUCCCUGCAGCAGACCUCAGUGGGAUGGAUGAUGUUUUCUUCUCUUACAUCACGGGUGUCCUGGAAGAGCUGGGCUUACCAGAGUCCUCUGAGGAGACUUUUGACAUGGACACAUUUGUGGAAAUGAUGGAGGCGUAUAUCCCUGGUUUUGCAGAAAUCCACAGUGGGGAUGUUUGUGAAAUGAUGUUCUCCCUCUCAGAAAGUCUUGGUGAAGCUCGCAACAAAGAAAAAACAGGCCAAAAGGCUGUGGAAAGCGGGAGUGAAGCACCCUCUGAAGACCUGACCAAGGGCCAGGAGCCUGAAGCUGGAGCCUGCAACGGGGAAAGGCUGCGCACUCCAACAGAUGGAGCUGGGGCCCAGGAAGGCGAUGACUUGAAGGAUGGGGUAGAGCUGCUACUGGAGAUGUUCCCGGCCUGUACUGUGAGCCAGGCAGAGAAGGCACUUGCGAUGACCUUGGGGAACUUGGAGGAGGCAGUGCAGUUAAUUGUGGAGGAGAAGGUUGAAAUUGGCCCAGCAGGUGUGAGCAUGAAGGAACUGGCACGGCCCCGCAGAGCGCCCAACCAUGAGGAACUAAAACAGGUUAUCCUACAGAAAUACAUGAUGGUGGAUAGUGCAGAUGAUCAGAAAACACAUCGGCCAGCUCCACCCAAAGAGGCUCCCAAGAAGUUGAUCCGCUAUAUUGAUAACCAGGUGGUGAGUACAAAGGGGGAGAGGUACAAAGACAUCAAGAAGCCUGAGAGCGAGGAGAUGAAGAAAACCUACAUCAGCAUCAAACCAGCCAGGAAGUACAAGUUCCACUGACAGCCAGGUCCUCCUGCUCUUCAGCCUCCACCUCACCAGCCAGGCAUGGCAGGAUGGACACGUGGCACUAGGGAUGAGGGGACUCCUCCACCUGCCACUAACUAGAACUAACCUGGGAGCCAGAAUACUGCUUUCAGCUUCCUCAACUAACCUGGCUGACAAGGAGGAGAUUCUCUCCUUGUGUAGCUGUCCCUCUGCCCCCAGGGGCACACCGCAGUGGCUCUCGGGGGCCUGGGCAUACUCUGCUAUUCCUUGCAUGGGACAUUUUUAGAUCUAAGAUGUGGCUUGUGCUUUUGCAGCAAGCUUUUUACAAGUCUGUGUGCACUGUUGCUUUAAACUGAGUGCCAGUGUUAAUAAAGAUGAUGUGAGUUGGUGUGUA
Aquila chrysaetos chrysaetos is the source of this 1497-nucleotide messenger RNA. RefSeq names its product CUE domain containing 2 (gene CUEDC2). The record is from RefSeq and is a predicted model, not a curated record. The transcript has 10 exons. NCBI's taxonomy places the organism in Eukaryota, Metazoa, Chordata, Aves, Accipitriformes, Accipitridae. The coding region runs from base 264 to 1118 and encodes 284 amino acids. Gene Ontology annotation, molecular function: ubiquitin binding.